Molecule: messenger RNA, 2149 nt
Organism: Cadophora gregata
Lineage: Eukaryota; Fungi; Ascomycota; Leotiomycetes; Helotiales; Ploettnerulaceae
Exons: 8
Coding region: 254-1162 (302 amino acids)
Molecular function (GO): monooxygenase activity
Source: RefSeq, a predicted model, not a curated record
CUCGAUCAGGAGGGCGAACGAUGAAUCAUCUGUUAUUUGUUUUGGUGUUUUGGUAUAUCUAAGCUUUCGUACCUGCGCCCUUGUCUCGGCAGGGUAUGCUGAGUCAGAGUGCUUUAACGGGUCGGAGCUGAGAAGAAAUAUUGCCAAGCAAGAAUAUGCUUAACUCAACUAAUUCCCUCAAUGCUUUGUUCGGUCAUGCUCUAUGUAAUAGCUUCUUGCAUAUCGUUUCUUUGCGAAGAGCUAUUUGUUCAAGAUGGAACCGCUUAAGUUGAACGUUAUUGUGGUUGGAGCUGGCAUUGCAGGGUUAUCAGCCGCCACUGUCAUGAGCCGUGCUGGUCACAAUGUAACUGUCUUCGAGAAAUCUCAACUCAAGCAAGAAGCGGGGUUUAUAAUUAUCAUGGGGUGGAAUGCAACACGAGUUCUCGAGUCCUUCGACUUUGACUUCAGCAAGGCUCGGAGCGUUGACAGCGAGUUCAUUGAGACCUUCGACGGCGCGACACUUGAGAAGAAAGCGAGCUUGACGACGAAAAUCAAUGAUGUAGAGGGAUCGCAAACAAGGACUUUCUAUCGACCUGACAUACAUACGGAGCUGAAGCAUUUGGCUCUGAACAACCCGGGAGGCGCACCUGCAACGCUGCUACUGGGCGAAGUAGUUUCAGUCGAUGUCGAACUCGGCGUAGUCUACCUAGCAGAUGGAUCGUCUCACUCGUGCAAUUUAAUCGUCGGAGCAGACGGCGAGCGAUCAGUCGUGAAAGCAGCUUUUGAAGAAGCGGACACACUUCGCAAGGCCAGAUACAGAAUAUUCCGCUGUCUUGUCCCCACUGAACGUUUGCUAGACGAACCAGGACGGGAGAUGCUGUCGAUGACGAAGAAUACCUUUUCGACUUUCACAAAGGAUAAUAAAACGCUGUUCUGGUUUGAGGGAAGAGACGGUCUGCUACAGGAUCUAGAGGGAGGAUAUGUACCUGAUAAAGACAACAAAUUUCCAGGUAAUAAGCUGCGUUCAAUUUUACGAGAUCAAGAGGGAGACUUAAAAGGGCAGAACUCGGUCCUGACAAGGCUAAAACGAAGAUGCUCAGCAUCUUCAAAGAUUAUCAUCCCAACAUUGUCUCGUCCCUACAGUAACUUUCCAUUCUUCCAUAUCCUCAUAGAAUUCAACUAACGCUGAACAGGAAAGCCAGCAGUAUCUCCGAAUUGACACUCUCUUACUUCCCAACACCUCAUCCGCAUCUCAUAUGUCAUCGCGCCCUCCUCAUAGGAGAUGCCGCCCACUCAAUGUUUCCCACUACCGGGCAAGGUGGCUCUCAAACGAUCGAAGAUGUUGGCGCACUUUCCGUAUUUUUCAAAGACAUCUUUAAGCUCUCAACUUUGGAUGAGAGAAUGCGGUUGUAUGAGAAGGUGAGGAAGGAAAGGGCUGCCACUGUCAUGAGCAUGAGCGGGAUUGUGUUUGGACGGGAAGCGGAGUUUGCGGAGAGAAGGGGAAGGAAUCAUCCGAUAUGGGAGACGGGUAUUAGGAGUGGAGAAGAGCAUGUGAAGUUCUUGUAUGAGUAAGUUCCGAACGUAUCUUAUCGUUUGUGUGUGUGCAGCUGAGGCUGACCUGUGUAGUUAUGAUGUUAUGGAGGAGAGUCGGAAAGCUCUUGAAGAGGAGACGAGAGCGAGGGCUCGCUUGUGAGAGACUUAUUUCGGUGUCAUUGCUGAUAUGGAGACGCUGUGCUUGGAAUAUCAAGAAUCUCAGUAGCCCAUAUUUAGUUAUUAGAUGGCAUUGGCUCAAAGGUACAAUAGAUUUUCCACAACCUUGUUCACGUAGUGUGCGUCACCCUUGCUCCAUUCUGGAUACUAUCAGAGUCCUGCGAUUAAAACUGGGCAUUAUAGUGUUCAACUCAGCUGCUAAUACAUUUGCAUGGGGCAACCAUUUUCAGCAUAGUCUGAUCACUGGUUAAUGACAGUCCACCAUGUCUUGCGGAUACCGAGUUGAAGAUGUCAUGAAGAUGCAAAAACAGCAUUGAGCCCCACUUUCUCGAGGUCCUGAGCGUGUAGCCAGAGUUCUGUAUUAGGAUUUUCUCUAGAAUUGCGAUGUGUUUUAAUGGAAAGGGAAAUUUCAAAGAAUGAGAAGGAAACCAAUGUUUACCACGUGACGAGCUGACACUAC